ACCCCCCUUCCGCCUUGCCCCCUCCUCCGCUCCCUCUCCGCCCCAUGCGCCCCCGCCCCCGCGCCUGACCAGCAAGCAAGGCUGCCGAGACCCCCCGUGAUGCCCCCGCGGCCGUCCCUCCACUCGCUGCUCCUCAUGGCCGCCUCCGCCUCCUCCUCCUCCGCCGCGGCCGGCGGGGACUCGGGCCUCCUCCUCGCCGCGCGCCGCCGCCUCCCCGCCGCGGCGGGCCACCGCAUCCGGCUGCUCCACUCCUUCUCGGGGCCCCGCGUCCCCAGGCGGGCCGAGGUGGCCUGCUGCGUGCGGAGCGACCCGGACGCGCGGCCCGCGGGACCCGUCACCGUGCGCUCCAGGAACGUUCAUUCAGCGAACAACUACAAGGCUACUUCUGAGGGGAGACUUGGGCAGCUCGUUCAGAAGUUGAAAAACGAAGGUAUUAAUCCCAAGCAGUGGAAGCUUGGAAAUUUUCAGCGUAUGAUGUGCCCGAAGUGCAAUGGUGGAUCUAAUGAGGAGUUGAGCCUUAGUGUAUACAUCCGAAUGGAUGGUAUGAACGCAUCAUGGAAUUGUUUUAGAUCGACGUGUGGUUGGAGAGGUUUUAUCCAGCCUGAUGGAGUUCCAAAGCUAUCACAAGCAAAAACUGGCAUAAAAAGUGAAACGGAUCAAGAGGUCGAACCUAACAAGGCAGCAAAUAAGGUUUACAGAAAAAUCAGUGAAGAGGACCUCAACCUUGAGCCACUUUGUGAUGAGCUUGUAACAUACUUCUCUGAGAGAAGGAUAUCCGCUGAAACACUUCGAAGGAAUAAAGUAAUGCAACGUAAAUGGAAGAAUAAGAUAUCCAUUGCUUUCACCUAUAGACGUGAUGGUGUCGUUGUUGGCUGCAAAUACAGGGAAGUUGAUAAGAAAUUUUCACAGGAGGCAAACACGGAGAAAAUUUUUUAUGGUCUGGAUGAUAUAAAGCGCACACAAGAUAUUAUCAUUGUUGAGGGUGAAAUUGAUAAGCUGUCGAUGGAUGAAGCUGGCUAUCGUAAUUGUGUCAGCGUACCAGAUGGUGCACCACCAAAAGUAUCCAGUAAAAUCCCAGACAGAGACCAGGAUAAGAAGUAUCAAUAUCUGUGGAACUGCAAAGACUAUCUUGACUCGGCAUCUAGGAUAAUACUGGCCACCGAUGCUGAUCCUCCAGGCCAGGCUCUGGCUGAAGAACUUGCUCGUCGACUUGGUAAAGAAAGAUGCUGGAGAGUCAAGUGGCCAAAGAAGAAUGAGACAGAUACUUGCAAAGAUGCAAAUGAGGUACUGAUGUUUUUAGGUCCACAAGCAUUGAGAAAGGUUAUAAAAGAUGCAGAACUGUAUCCCAUAAGAGGCCUUUUUGCAUUCAAAGAUUUCUUCCCUGAGAUUGAUAAUUACUAUCUUGGAAUCCAUGGGGAUGAGCUCGGUAUUCGUACUGGAUGGAAAUCUAUGGAUGACCUUUACAAGGUUGUGCCUGGGGAGUUGACUGUAGUAACAGGAGUACCAAAUUCUGGUAAGAGUGAGUGGAUAGAUGCGUUGUUGUGCAAUAUAAACAAAGAAUGUGGGUGGAAAUUUGUUCUGUGCUCAAUGGAAAACAAGGUCAGGGAGCAUGCUAGGAAACUCUUAGAGAAGCGCAUUAAGAAACCAUUCUUUGAUGCUAGGUAUGGUGCGUCUGCAGAGCGAAUGACUCCUGACGAAUUUGAAGCAGGAAAACAAUGGUUGAAUGAAACUUUCCAUCUUAUCCGGUGUGAAGAUGAUAGCCUUCCGUCUAUUAAUUGGGUUCUUGACCUUGCGAAAGCUGCAGUGCUAAGACAUGGAGUGCGCGGUCUUGUGAUUGAUCCUUACAACGAACUUGACCAUCAGCGCCCCUCAAACCAAACGGAGACAGAGUAUGUCAGCCAGAUUCUUACCAAGAUUAAGCGCUUUGCUCAGCACCAUUCGUGUCAUGUAUGGUUUGUUGCCCAUCCUAGACAGCUCCAUAACUGGAAUGGAGGCCCACCGAAUAUGUAUGACAUCAGUGGAAGUGCACAUUUCAUAAACAAAUGUGACAAUGGAAUUGUCAUCCACAGAAACAGGGAUAAGAAUGCAGGCCCUCUUGAUGUCGUGCAGGUUUGUGUGAGGAAGGUGCGGAACAAAGUGAUUGGGCAAAUAGGAGAUGCUUUCUUGACAUAUGACCGGGUUACUGGUCAAUUCAAGGAUGCUGGUAAAGCCACCAUAGCAGCCACUACGGCAGCAACGGUACAAAAGCAAAAGAACAGCUAUGUAAAGAGUACGAAGGACAAUGUGGCAUAUGAGAUGCCAUUACCGCAUGUUGAACCAGCCGACUCGGUUGAUGGUAAAGGGUAACUGCCUGGCACAGUAGCACACCAUAAUCCUUCGUCCUGAGUUCAGUUUGCUCUGGUUUCGGCGGCGCAGAAGAAAUAGACAUGUUUUUGGUGUUUUUCUCUACUCACUGGUAUCAUUUGACGCAAGUGAGAUUGCACCAUUGUUUCUGGGGAUGGGCCUGUUGCAGCUAGGUUCACUGUUCACCUCACACAUAGGGUACUGAUCUCUAGUUCUUCCGUGAUGUGGCACUCCUGAAUUGGGUUGGAAAUCAAGUGUCUACUGCUUCCUGCUGCGAAUGGGGUUGGAGGCUAACCUCCCUUGGAUGGAUACAAGACAUUGGCGGGGUGGUGUAUAGUAAGCUUAUGUAAUUAAUUGCCACACCAGGCGCUAGCUCUAUGAGCAGUUGCUGGGUGGAUUUUUAGCGGCUAGGGUCAUCAUCCUUUCCAAAAAUUGUAGCAGUUGGAAGGGCAUCUGUUGAUCUCUGUUCACACUUAUACACCUGACCUGGGAAACUAUAUUUAAUGUGCCAGAAUUGUGAAAUCAGGUGUUGCGCUUGUUUCUUC
Molecule: messenger RNA, 2888 nt
Organism: Panicum hallii
Lineage: Eukaryota; Viridiplantae; Streptophyta; Magnoliopsida; Poales; Poaceae
Product: twinkle homolog protein, chloroplastic/mitochondrial-like
Exons: 21
Coding region: 100-2346 (748 amino acids)
Biological process (GO): DNA replication
Molecular function (GO): ATP binding; 5'-3' DNA helicase activity; single-stranded DNA binding
Source: RefSeq, a predicted model, not a curated record